CCAUCCUGGCGCUCGUUCCCUUUAAGAAAAAAAACUGCAUCUACUUCCGGUUUAGCUGGUCCGUCAUUUAAAUUGCUCCGUAAGCAAAUGUAGGCGAAGAAGAGAAGGUUAUGGCAGCAAUGAUUGAGGAAAAUGGUCCCUCGACUCAUGAGCAGUCUGACGUGUCGUCAUCGUCUCAGGCCAGGCACAAGCUGGAGGGGCUCCUGAACAAGAACAUGAGGAUCCGCAUGACGGAUGGACGGACUCUGGUGGGGCUGUUCCUCUGCACCGACCGGGACUGCAACGUCAUCCUGGGCUCGGCUCAGGAAUUCCUCAAAUCCACGGACACGUUCUCCCAGGGUGAGCCCAGAGUCCUGGGUCUGGCCAUGAUCCCCGGCCACCACGUGGUGUCCAUCGAGGUGGAGGCCGACAGCCUAGAAGACGCACAAGGAUUCGGAGCAAACCACUGACAAAAGACGUGUCUCUGGACUGCGCUCACGUGUGUGACUCCCGUCGCGCCGGGUGUCGAGGCUGCGGCCGAGCCCAGAGAAGAGCGGGCGUCUCGGUUUUCAGGAUUUUUUGAAUCGAGCCGCUUUGCUGCAGAACAUCUAGCGUCAGUGUUCUGGAUUUAGUCAUUUCCUCCGAGACUGAAGGAGAGUCCGUUUUGCAGUGACGGCUGAACGAUACAGGGAGUGUGGAAACUGUCCCGAGUGUGUGAAUGACAAGUGUGUGUGUGUGUGUGUUCUGGUGUCUACAAAAAAACAUCUUUGUUACCGUGUUUUAAAAUAAAUCACUUUAUUUGAAGCUUUGAUGUGAGCGGCGUCGCUUUGCUUCGCGCAACAUUAAGAAACGAACGCACACUUGGCUGUUUCAACAUUUUAAUACACUUUAGCACGUCAGCCGAUUCGGUUUGGCAACAGGAAAAAAAAAAAUCGAUGCCACUAACAACAGAAACCCGGAAAACCCACUUAAAUACGAGGAGCCUGUCACAUUUUGGUUGGAUGGAUGGCGCGUUAGAAGCAGUCUAGAAGCACGGUCACCGUGUCCUCACGCCCGACGCAAUAAUUUAACUCGCGCUAAAACAAAGAAAAUCGGACGCGUGUCUCGCGCGGCCGCAAAAUCGGAGCCUCAUUUACAAAAAAAAACUGCAUCCGCGACUUGGAAGUUGUGUCUCAGUGCAACUCAUUGGAUAAAUAUUAUCCAAGUAUUCUGCUUAUGAAGUACGUACGGUCAGACCUCAGGGCUUCAAGCUUAGGCUCAGCUCAACGUUUGACACUUUUCCUGUAAGAGCUUCUUCUUUUUUUUUUUUUAUAAAUGAGGUUCCCAGACGGCCACUGAAGACACACUUUGUUUGUAAAGUGUCUGAAAAGUAUCGUCAGUAACUUCAGGAGUGGAGAAGAUGUGGAGUGGUUUUUUUGAAAACAAACAAAAAAAAAGUAAAAGUGCAAGUUUUGAAAGAUGUGCUUUGAAAUGAGCAGAAAGGGAAGGAGAGGACGUUAACAAGCCUUGAUUCAGUCAUUAGCUGCUACACUUUUUAAGAUUUAGUCGCAUUCAGUUGAACUGUCACAUUCAUCAUAACUGUAGAAACCAGCGCUAGUUCAAAUGAAAACCACGGAGCACCUACACCGACCCAAGAUCCAUAGGAUUUCUAAACCUUUACACCCACAAAGCUUCACGUAAUAGUGCUCGAGUCUCACCAUUAACAAUGAAAUGGAUCUCCUGGUGUUAAAUAUAAAAAUCUUCUAGUCAUCUAGUGUAGAGACGCUUCAGCUGAGAUCAGUUUAAAGAAUACUGCAAGCGGGAAAACAACAUCUUUCUAUGCAUCGCCCGAGCGACAGUUACUGCACUGAAAAGAGUCAGUAAAUGUUCAUAGAAUGGCACGAAGAAAGAAACAGGAGCAGACACACCCACCCUCCCCGAAUAUCCCACGUCGGCCGCUUAUAACCACCACCUCUCCAUGUUUAAAGGAGACGCUUCAUAUUCAACUUAAUUCACCAGCAGCCAAAGUCAGGUCCUUAGCUUUUUUCUAAUAAGAAGUCCAGAUUUU
Messenger RNA from Mugil cephalus (flathead mullet), 2026 nucleotides. It is a transcript of the gene naa38, whose product is annotated as N-alpha-acetyltransferase 38, NatC auxiliary subunit. The transcript has 3 exons. The record is from RefSeq and is a predicted model, not a curated record. The coding region runs from base 111 to 449 and encodes 112 amino acids. Gene Ontology annotation, cellular component: NatC complex. Lineage: Eukaryota; Metazoa; Chordata; Actinopteri; Mugiliformes; Mugilidae. Gene Ontology annotation, molecular function: RNA binding.